Panicum virgatum (switchgrass) is the source of this 2136-nucleotide messenger RNA. Its product is annotated as probable protein phosphatase 2C 38. The transcript is spliced from 5 exons. Gene Ontology annotation, molecular function: protein serine/threonine phosphatase activity. The record is from RefSeq and is a predicted model, not a curated record. Lineage: Eukaryota; Viridiplantae; Streptophyta; Magnoliopsida; Poales; Poaceae. Bases 219 to 1733 code for a protein of 504 amino acids. Gene Ontology annotation, biological process: protein dephosphorylation.
UCCUUCGCCCCCGCCACGACCGCGUCCGUCGCGCGCUCCCUCUCCUCUCCUCCACGCCCCGCGCUCGCUCGCUCGCGCCCACGCCACGUCAACCUGCCCCCCCCCCUCCUCACCCCUUUCCAAGAUCCGACAGCGGGGCCAGCCCGGCCAUGAUCUGAUCUUCUCCGAGAGCCUCGCAGGAGCAGAUUGCAGGGAGCCCCGAGAGUUUCCGGGCUGCGAUGGUGGCGGUCGCGGCGGGGAGGCGGGCCGGGGCCGUGCGCGGCGGCGGCCGCCGGCGCGCGGGCUGCGGCGACCAGUCGCAGGCGCAGCAGAGGCUGCUGGCUGUCGCCGUCGCCGCGCGCUUCGCCGAGGCGGGGCCGCCCCAGUCCGCCGAGGCCUCCGCCGGCGGCUGCUGCGUCGAGCUCCUCGAGUGCCUGCUCGGGGCGCUCGGCGUCACCGCCGUCGCCCCGGCGCCCGCGCAGUACAGGUGGGCCGUGCGCUCGAUCCGGCGCCGGCGGCCCCGCGGCGCGUCCGCAGAGGGCCGCCGCGCAGGGGCCGAGCCCGCGCCCCCGUGUCGCAUCGCGGGGAACGGCGCCUCCGCCUCCGCUGCGGCGUCGCUCUACACCAUGCAGGGCAAGAAGGGCGUCAACCAGGACGCCAUGGUCGUCUGGGAGAAUUUUGGUUCAAAAGAUGAUACCAUGUUUUGUGGUGUUUUUGAUGGCCAUGGACCAAAUGGGCAUUUGGUUGCCAAGAGGGUCAGAGAUCUUCUUCCUGUGAAGUUGAGUGCAAACUUAGGAAGGAAUGGGAUCACUACAAGAGGUCCAGCUUCAUUAAGGGUUGAAGAUACUGAUGAUUCCCUUGAAAAUAAGGAGAAUGGCGGGCACCCAGAAUAUUUCCCAGAACUUAGAGCUUCAUUCUUGCGGGCAUUUUAUGUUAUGGACAGGGAUCUGAAAUUAAACAGAAAUAUUGAUUGCACAUUCAGUGGAACAACAGCAGUUACAGUAAUCAAGCAGGGACAAAACAUCAUAAUUGGUAACUUGGGGGAUUCUAGAGCUGUCUUGGGCACUAGAGAUGAAGAUAAUCACCUAAUUGCUGUUCAGUUGACGGUUGACCUCAAACCUAGCAUUCCAAGUGAAGCAGAGCGAAUCAGGCAACGAAAGGGUAGAAUAUUUUCUCUUUCAGAUGAGCCUAAUGUUGCCCGUGUGUGGCUUCCGACAUUCAACUCGCCAGGACUGGCCAUGGCAAGAUCAUUUGGAGACUUCUGUCUAAAGAAUUAUGGUAUUAUUUCAAUGCCUGAUGUUUCAUACCAUCGCAUCACUGAGAAGGAUGAAUUUGUUGUGUUGGCAACUGAUGGGGUGUGGGAUGUACUUUCUAACAAUGAAGUUGUUAGCAUCAUCAGCAAAGCUCCUUCACAGGUCUCAGCAGCCCGGUUUCUUGUUGAAGGGGCUCAGAGGGCAUGGAGGACUCGGUACCCCACAUCAAAGACCGAUGACUGUGCUGCUGUCUGUCUCUUCCUGAAUACAGAAGCAGCAAGUACAUCCUCCAAUUCUGGAACCAAAGAUUUGACGAACUUAGAAGCGAGCAGCAGUAAGCACUCAUUGACUGUUAAGUCAAGCACUGCUGUCCCUGCAAACCUUGUCACCUCAUUGGUAGAAGAUGAAGAGUGGUCUGUUCUUGAUGGCGUCUCUGGGCCUGUCACUCUGCCAAUUUUGCCAAAGCCUACUUCAGUUGUGAAGGAUAGCACAAAAGAUUGAGGUUGCCCAUCUGAGGUGGCACCAGUUUUGCUGGAGUGUUUUUCAGCUUUUGCUGUGAGUUUGCGUGCAUUGGGUUCAUGGUGAAGCUAAGAUCAGUGCCAGUUUUGUUGGCGAAUUGGGGAAAGUUUGUUUCGUGCUUUAUUCUGCAUGAUGGUAUGGGUAGGCCUGCAUCUUUCUUUUUUCUGUACAGUAUUCAACCAGUUUAGUGUGCUCAGUUCAUAGUAAUAAUAGUGUGGUCAGUUCAUAAUAAUAAUAGUUAUAGUAGUAAUAAUGUACCAGCUAUUGGUGGAUGGGUGAUCAGAUCCAUCAUCCAUGCAUGGGAUGAAGUUUCUCCCUUAUUUUGCAAUAUAUAUUCUCUUGAUUUUCGCAGAAAUAAGAAGUUUUCUGUUAGUGAUUGCUGCUU